Molecule: messenger RNA, 2880 nt
Organism: Trichoderma reesei QM6a
Lineage: Eukaryota; Fungi; Ascomycota; Sordariomycetes; Hypocreales; Hypocreaceae
Exons: 7
Biological process (GO): transmembrane transport; metal ion transport
Cellular component (GO): membrane
Molecular function (GO): cobalt ion binding; cobalt ion transmembrane transporter activity; magnesium ion transmembrane transporter activity
Source: RefSeq, a predicted model, not a curated record
GAGGAUAUCGACACGUUUGAUGAAUUCCAGUUUACAUUUCCUACAAAAGAUCCGUCGAAAGACACGGACUCCGAAUUGGAGGCUCCAACGACUGAGAGCGAAUCUACGCAACAAGUCCAGAGUCCGCUGUCAAGUGUCAUUACUGCACCGGGAAUUUUUGCUUCCAGCUAUUCUGGAACUGCAGAGCUCGGGGCCCAACAUGAAGCUGAUCUGACAGUCCUUCAUGAUCUUCGAGGCCAAACGCAUCCUUUGUUUCGAUGGCUUCAUAUUCGUCAAGAGACCAUGAACUUUGAUGCAUUCUGGGUCCAAGUAUCUCGCCAUAUUCAGUUUCGAGAUGCCGAAAGAAAUGCUGUUGCCAGUCUCCAAGCCGAGGUCAAGCGGCAAUGCGCCAAGACUCGAUACUCACCCCGGGGCGCGAAAGUAGGCUACAUGGAGCCUCGAUGCAUACAAACCCCCAUUCAUUCAUCCGACAAGAAAGCAACAGACGAAUCUCACGUAGCCAAUUGGAUCUGCAUCCCGUACUUUCGCCUCCAACAAUAUGCCGAAUCCCCCUUGGCCUCGAAUACGGCGCUAUUCCCGGCUCAGACCUUGCUUCAGUCUCAGUAUUCUCGCAGUAGCCAGCAGAGAGACAUGGAUCAAGCGGUUUGUCAACUUGGGCAAGUCCCGCGAGGUUACUGUUUUCAUAUCUCACAAUUGUGGUGCCUGAUCGUUGGUAACAGUAGGUAUCCCUCGAAAACCACCCCUCCUCUUCCCUUUGCUGACACAACGCCGACGUCCUUGUCACUUGCGGUACAAUGUCGCAAUCGGACUUACAAGGAACAACGGUGAAAGUGAAUCCGGUGCCAUGUCAAACGGGCGGGAUGAACAGAAUCCUCGUCUCAUAUGGGGGAGCGCUGAUGUGGUCUUUGGCGACCAAUGAAUGCCAGACGUGGUUUGCAUUUAUUGCUCACUUCCAUGCCUUUUGGCCACGAAACAUUGAGUUCUGGCGUAAAGAUCGUCUAAUUACCGCCGACAAUUGGGACAAGAUUCUCAAAAUGGCUGAAGGGUCAAAGAGCGACGUGAAGUUGAAGUUGAAGCUGGCUGAUACACCGGACAUGCUUCGACCGUCGGUGAAAUCAAAUGUUGUGGGUUUCAAAGCAUCUGAAAAGUGUCAUAAAGGGUCUGCGGUUGCAUCGGAAUUUCUGCACGUCUUCACUCUCUUAUCGAAAAGUGCAGAGGCGUCCGAUGACGAUAUACUCCAGGACCUUCAGGAACAACUGUCGGCGGCCGAAAGGUUCCUGACAGAGAAGACGUCAUAUUCGGCACAAAGAGGUUACAAACGAUGUGAACUCAAGACAAGAGAUGGUCUGCGCGAGCAUCUCGAAAAACUUGCAGCUCGCGUCGACGAGAAGAAAAGCGACACAGCCCGCCGCUCGUAUGAUGAUUGCCUCGCCAUCUUCAACAUGGCCGACAUGCUGUUUCAAACGUUCUUCCCUCUGACGUUCCAAGGCAGUACGACGGGAAAAUACUGGGGGGCGCUGAGCAAGCUGAUGAAGAUACCCGAGCUCGAUGGCGACAACGCGGUAUAUGACAGCACGUCUUCCAUUUCGGAAAUGAAAAACGCUCUCUGGCAGUUGACUCAAGACAUACCGUCGUUCCAAGACAUUAUGUCCUUUUCAGGGAAAGAAGAUCGAGCUACCAUGACAUUGCCUCAAGAGCUUGUGACUGCGUGGCUACAUAUCGUUUUUGGCCUCAUCUACAGCACAUAUGCGCCCGAUUGGUACAGCCAUAUCAUGAAGGCCAGACAGCUGAUGAGGGACGGGAUGCAAAAGAUGAUCCAGAGCAUUUCCAACGAGAAUCUGCUGGACAAGGCUGUCAUGCUGCCAACCGAAAUUAUGUCGCUCAUCACCUUGAAUCUCCUACAUGACGACGUGGGAAAGUACGAUGACAUUUGCGACACGUAUUCGCUCUACCUCAAUCUACUCGACACAGAUAUCACCACGAAGCCAUCCAAUCGGACGUAUCAACAUCGAAUUGACCUUGUCAAACAGGAGAUGACCGCCAUCAGACGCACGCUAGCGAAGCAACGGAGCAUAAUCGCGAUGCUAAGGAAUAAAACGAGCUACGUAGAGGGCAAUUUCGUGGUGAGGUAUGGUGAGGAAAUGCCAUCUCGCAUGAGGGCAGAAUACGAUCACGACGCGAGAAUCGCUCCUGGAUAUCGAUAUCGAGCUGCUGAUGACAGGACACUCGAAGUCGGCGACUACGACCGACGCGGAGUCGGUGUCCAGUUCCUGAACGACCUGGAGGCAGCUUCGAAGCUCUCGCCGACAGACGUGGGUGGGUUUCGGAGCCUCUUCCUGGCCGACUGCGCGAAGCUCGUCGAACAAAGAGAAUACGAAUUCCGGCGAAAUACAGAGUAUGCGGAGGAUCUCGAGCGGGAGAUAUCAUACAAGAUGGAAUGGACCAAGGAUAAGCAGGAGAACGCCAUCUACGCCUUCACCCUGGUGACGAUCAUCUUCCUGCCGCUGAGCGCCAUCUCGAGCAUCUUUGGCAUGAACACUAACGACAUCCGCAACAUGAAUUUUGACCAAUGGCUCUACUGGGCGGUGGCUCUACCUGUCACCAUCAUCAUCAUUAUUGCAGGCCUGUGGUGGAUGGACGAGCUGGGCAACGCAACGGAGUGGCUCAUUGGGAGGCGCAGUCGUUCGCCCGAGUAUGGGAGCUCGCUGCCUUCCGGAGCUGGCACGUCUAGGCCCAUCGCGCCAGUCGCAGACUAUGAUUCGACGGGACGGCCCAGCGAGGAGAUGCCUGGUGCCUAUCGCCGAGCUCACUAUCUGCGGCCGACUAUGCGGAGCUAUAGCGGCAAUGCUGAGGUUGUCUUGCCUGCUGUGCCGCGGCCGC